Aricia agestis (brown argus) is the source of this 2205-nucleotide messenger RNA. RefSeq lists its product as uncharacterized. The transcript has a single exon. Gene Ontology annotation, molecular function: zinc ion binding; nucleic acid binding. NCBI's taxonomy places the organism in Eukaryota, Metazoa, Arthropoda, Insecta, Lepidoptera, Lycaenidae. The record is from RefSeq and is a predicted model, not a curated record. The coding region runs from base 1 to 2205 and encodes 734 amino acids.
AUGUCUAGAGGGGGAAAUAAAAGUCAGGAGGGAGUAGGUGAUGAAGGGGGGGAAUCUGAUGGGGGGGGGGAUGGUUUUAAUGCCUUUUAUGGAGAUGACAGGAGGACUGAGGAUGAGGAGCUUUUUGCCUUAGACAGGAGUUUGGGCAAGAAUAAUGACAAGGAGAUUGUUAAAAAGAAGGAGAAGGAAAAACGUGAGAAGGAGAAGAAAAAGUCUCAAAAGGGUACUGUCCGUGCAGGCAUUACCCUUGAUGAGAUUUUGGGAACGGAAUCGAUUCCCUCGAUGUCGGAGUCAGAGUUGGUUGCAUCUAAGCGACUGUUUUCGGAGCUCUCUGGCUCCGAAAUGGAGGAGACUGGUGACGAAAGGGUCUCAAAAACCCAGACGGCCAAGCGUGGUAGGAUACGCGGCGCGGCGAACCGAGCCUCGACUGCUCGUCAAGAGCUUCGUGAGAGGACUGAGGUGGCAAGGGAAGCCGACUUUAUAGCUUCCCUUGACAGUAGGUCUUUCAGGAAGGAAGUUGUCCUGGAGAGUUCUACUCCCCCGGGGCCACUUGACAUCGAUGUGGAUACGAUGGGCCCGGAUGAUUUGAUGCGUGCUGCCGAGAGCAAUCUUCAGGAGAUUCUCGGCAUCGCGAGCAAAUCGUCCAAUUUAAAAGGUGGGUAUGCAAAUAAAAUAAAGCGUGCUACCUUGGCGGUUAGGAUGGUGAUUGACGCGCUUGGGGCGCGUACAGAAGCGGAGGAGACUCGCCGUCUCAAGGCUGACAACAACAGGCUGCAACGAGAAUUGGCGAAUCUCCGCGAAGAAGUGCGCGCCUACAAGCGUGACUUUGAGAAGAGUAGAAGCGAGGCAGCGAAGGAGAGAAGUUCUCCAAUGUCCAGCGAACAGCUGGGCAUCUUGGAGAAAAGUAUCGCCCGCCUUGUUGGAAAUUUGGUGGAUGGACGACUCGCGGCUCUUGAGGAUCGAUUGCUGCCUCGCCCUGUUCUUCGACCGCCGUUGGCGGCGGAUAAGAAGAAAGUGGCCUGUGAAAAGAGGGCUGCUGAAGCUGGUCCUCCAGUCGUGGUGUCACGGUCCCGUAACGCUUCGCCUGUGUUGGCAUCCUCAGUGACGCGUCCUACAAUUCGUGAGGAGUUUCCGGCAUUGCCUGUGCGUCCAGACGUGCGUUCGGCUCCUCCUGCUAAGGCCAAGAAGGUCAAGGUGGCUAAACAAGCAGAGUGGUCGAGCUUUGGCCCAUCCACCUCGAAGCAGGCGCCUGCUCCAGCAGCGGGCGCUGAGAAGGAGCCUUCUGCAUCAGCACCCGCGAUCGUUGCAAAGGAAGGGCCCUCGACGGAAUGGACAGAAGUUGUCCGGAAGAAGGCCUCGUCAAAGAAGUCGGCGCCUAAACCACAACCCGUUAAGGCGCCGAAGAUUGUGAUGCCACGCUCCACGGCUGUGGUCGUCAAGUUGAGGCCGGAAGCGGUCCUCAAUGGUGUGACCUACAGUUCCGCCCUACAAAAGGCGGAGGGGGCCAUAGAUUUAAAGGAGUUGGGGAUUGGUCCCCUUCGUAUAAGACAGGCAGCUACAGGAGCCAGAGUUAUUGAAAUUCCUGGCUCCACCAGCCAUGAGAAGGCUGACUCACUAGCGGCCCGCCUCAAGGUGGUUCUGGCGGAACAAGCCGAUGUCUCUAGGCCUGUGAAAUGUUCCGAUUUUAAGAUCACGGGCCUAUCUGAUGCUGUGACCUCGGAAUCUCUUAAGUCCGCGGUCGCUAGAGAAGGUGACUGUCUCCCCUCUCAGGUGUGGGUAGGGGAGAUCCAAAGGGGCAUCGUUGGAACGGGCUUUGCUCGCAUGAGCUGCCCUGUGACGGCAGCCAAAAAAUUGGUGUCGCUGGGCAGUAUCGCUGUGGGGUGGAGCAAGGCCACGCUCCAUCUGGUAAACGCACGCCCCAAGCACUGCUUCCGUUGCUUGGGCAUGGGGCAUUUUGCGGCGUUGUGCCCCCCGUCGAAUAAAGAUCGCAGCAAUUUAUGUUACCGCUGCGGUCUACCCGGACACAAUUCGUCCGAGUGCUCGGUUAAGAAGCCGAAAUGUGCAGUUUGCACGGAUGCAGGUCGUCCAGCAGAUCAUGUGAUGGGGGGCAUGUCUUGCAACCCCCCACCAGUUCGUGGAAAAAUUCGCUCCUCUCUAAUAGAAGGGAGGAGUCUGGCGUCGCCUGAGGCCCAAAUGUCCGACUAA